This is a messenger RNA of Jaculus jaculus (lesser Egyptian jerboa), 1831 nucleotides long. RefSeq names its product cytosolic 5'-nucleotidase 3A. Gene Ontology annotation, molecular function: 5'-nucleotidase activity; magnesium ion binding. Gene Ontology annotation, cellular component: cytoplasm. NCBI's taxonomy places the organism in Eukaryota, Metazoa, Chordata, Mammalia, Rodentia, Dipodidae. The record is from RefSeq and is a predicted model, not a curated record. The coding region runs from base 51 to 1070 and encodes 339 amino acids. The transcript is spliced from 9 exons.
CGCGCCGUGGCCCCUUCUUUUCCGGCCCGAGGUGCACGCGAGCCGCGUCCAUGGAUCGCGCAGCCGUGGCUCGGGUGGGCGCUGUGGCGAGCGCUAGUGUGUGCGCCCUGGUGGCGGGGGUGGUGCUGGCCCAAUACAUACUCACCUUGAAGAGGAAGACGGGCCGCAAGACCAAGAUCAUCGAGAUGAUGCCAGAAUUCCAGAAAAGUUGUGUUCGCAUCAAGAAUCCUACAAGAGUAGAAGAAAUUAUCUGUGGUCUUAUUAAAGGAGGAGCUACCAAGCUUCAGAUAAUAACAGACUUUGAUAUGACACUAAGUAGGUUUUCCUACAAUGGGAAAAGAUGUCCAACAUGUCAUAAUAUCAUUGACAACUGUAAGCUUGUUACAGAUGAAUGUCGAAAAAAGUUGCUGCAGCUAAAGGAGCAGUAUUAUGCUAUUGAAGUUGACCCUGACCUCACUGUGGAAGAGAAGUACCCCUAUAUGGUAGAAUGGUAUACUAAAUCGCAUGGUUUGCUUAUUGAGCAAGCCAUACCAAAAGCUAAACUUAGAGAGAUUGUGGAAGAAUCUGAUGUCAUGCUCAACUGGCUUGUCCCUCCAUCUUACAGGGAAGGGUAUGAGGAUUUUUUUGAUAAGCUUCAGCAGCACAGUAUCCCUGUGUUCAUAUUUUCGGCUGGUAUUGGUGAUGUGCUAGAAGAAGUUAUCCGUCAAGCUGGAGUUUAUCAUUCAAAUGUUAAAGUAGUCUCCAACUUCAUGGAUUUUGAUGAAAAUGGGGUGCUCAAAGGAUUUAAAGGAGAACUAAUUCAUGUAUUUAACAAACAUGAUGGGGCCUUGAAGAAUACAGACUAUUUUAGCCAACUAAAAGAUAAUAGCAACAUAAUUCUACUUGGAGACUCCCAAGGAGACUUACAAAUGGCAGAUGGUGUAGCCAACGUGGAACACAUUCUGAAAAUUGGAUAUCUAAAUGACAGAGUAGAUGAGCUUUUAGAAAAAUACAUGGACUCUUACGAUAUUGUUUUAGUGAAAGAGGAAUCACUGGAAGUGGCCAAUUCUAUUUUACAGAAGAUUCUAUAAACAAACUUUUAUCAAGAGUUCUUCCAUUGGUGCAGCUGAUACAAGACCUGCUCAUCUGUCCAUGCUGCUGAAAGACAUAUUUAUAAUAUAUUCUUGUCUUGUUUUCUCUUCACAUAACUGAAGUAUUUUCAGACAAUGUUGAAUCCUUGUUCCCCUUCUGUCACUAUACUCAUGUCCAUAAUUUUAAUUUACUUUAAAAAUUGUCAUAAAGCCAAAAUUGAAAAAAUAACUCCUUACCUUUCCAAAGUAAAUUUUAUAGUUUGUUGUUAUCAUGUAUUUUUUGAGACGUGUUUAUAUUCCAGGAAACUUUGUAGAAGUUUUAAAAGUUCUAUGAAAUGGUGAAAUAAUGUGCAUAAUUUGAAGCACUGCAAUUUUUGGAAUUGGGGUGGAAUAGGAUGAUGACAUCACCAUCUCCUGGAAUUGUUUGAUUUGGUUGUUCUUUAGGGAAAAAAUCAGAGCAUUAUGUUCUAGAACAAACUUCACUUAGGAUUUGAAAAAUUAUUGGUAUCCAUAUCCCUAAUAUUAUAAAACAUUUUACAGCAAAGGACUGACAAUAAACAUGGAGUGGAAAAUCUUUUUAAUUCUGCUAUCAUAACUGUAUGUAGCUGAGUGUGGCAGCACAUGUCUGUAAUACCAGCACAAGGUAGGUGGAGGCAAGAUCAAGAAUCCAAGGCUAGCCCUGACUAAAAGCAAGUUCAAGGCUUGCUUGGGCUAUUAGAGAGCCUGUCUCAAAAAAAUAAAAUAGAUUUAUUUAGCAACUA